Messenger RNA from Tachyglossus aculeatus (Australian echidna), 4455 nucleotides. It is a transcript of the gene SLC44A5, whose product is annotated as solute carrier family 44 member 5. The coding region runs from base 220 to 2358 and encodes 712 amino acids. The record is from RefSeq and is a predicted model, not a curated record. Gene Ontology annotation, molecular function: transmembrane transporter activity. Gene Ontology annotation, biological process: transmembrane transport. NCBI's taxonomy places the organism in Eukaryota, Metazoa, Chordata, Mammalia, Monotremata, Tachyglossidae. The transcript is spliced from 22 exons. Gene Ontology annotation, cellular component: membrane.
CCGGGGCCCGGCAGGCCGGCCGUCCAUCCCGGGGGCCGGCCGGCCGGCCGUCCGUCCGCCCGUCCCUCCGGAGGCCGCUGCCUUUCCCAUGCAACAAAGAGCGCCCUGAGCGUCGAGCGUGUUGCCCAGCGCGGGAGCCAGCGGGCCUCCGCGCCGGCUGCGGCCCACCCACCCACCCACCCAGCGACCCGGGCCCGCAGGGCCAGCGGAGGACCGGCCAUGGCGAGGAAGAGGGAGCCCCCGAGCCUCUACGGUGAACCAAGGAAAUUUGAUCCGAAGUUCAGAGGUCCUAUUCACAACAGGCAUUGCACAGAUGUUCUCUGCUGUAUAAUCUUCAUAGUGGUCAUUCUUGGCUACAUCGUAUUAGGAAUUGUGGCCUGGGUCCAUGGUGACCCCAGAAAAGUGGCUUACCCAACCGACAGCUAUGGACAGUUCUGUGGCCAGAAAGAAACUCCAAAUGAGAACAAGACUAUUUUAUUUUAUUUUAACAUUCUGAAAUGUGCCAGUCCCAUAGUGCUAAUAAACCUACAGUGCCCUACCACACAGCUCUGUGUCUCCAAGUGCCCAGACAGGUUUGCAACCUACAUAGACAUGCAAGCUUCGUACAGAUACAAUAAAAGCUACUGGGAAUACUACAGGCAGUUCUGCAAGCCUGGUUUUAAUAAGCCUUGGAAGUCUGUUGCACAAGUUCUACGGGAUGAAGAUUGCCCAUCGAUGAUCAUUCCAAGCAGGCCUUUUCUAAAGAGAUGUUUCCCUGACUUCUCAACAAAAAAUGGUGUUUUAACAGUAGCAAAUCGGACAACAUUCAAAGAUGGAAAGGGAAAAACAAGGAAUGUCACAGAUCUCAGGGAAGCCGCCAAUGGUAUCAAUAAUGUCCUUGAUGCGAGGUCGGUUGGAAUGAAAAUUUUCGAAGAUUAUGCGAGUUCUUGGCAUUGGAUAUUAAUAGGCCUGUUUAUUGCCAUGAUUGUUAGUUUGCUGUUCCUCGUCCUCUUGAGGUUCACGGCUGGUGUGCUUUUCUGGAUCUUCAUCUUUGGUGUGAUUGGAAUCAUAGGAUAUGGAAUCUGGCAUUGUUACUGGGAGUACAGCCACCUUUGGGGAAAACCUGGAUCUGACCUCACAAUCUAUGACAUUGGAUUUCAAACCGAUUUCAGAGUUUACCUUCAACUGAGGCAAACAUGGCUAGGAUUUAUGAUAUUACUUUGCAUCGUUGAAGUCAUCAUCAUCCUGAUGCUCAUCUUUCUGAGAAAUCGUAUCCGGAUCGCCAUUGCACUGCUGAAAGAGGGGAGUAGGGCCAUUGGAUACAUCAUGACUGCGUUAUUCUAUCCAAUUAUUACUUUCAUUCUCAUUGCAAUCUGCAUCUCCUACUGGGCAGUGACGGCGGUUUUCUUGGCUACAUCAGGAGAACCUGUAUAUAAGGUCAUGGCCAAUCAGUGCAAAUACGCAAAUCUGACCUGCAAUCCUGAGACUUUUAAUACAACAAACGUGACGAAGCUCUGUGCAGGAGCUCAGUGUACUUUUGCUUUCUACGGGGGAGAAAGCCUGUAUCACAGAUACAUUUUCAUCUUCCAGCUCUGCAAUGCCUUUGUCUUUCUGUGGCUGGUGAACUUCGCAAUUGCAUUGGGUCAGUGUACCCUUGCUGGUGCCUUUGCCUCUUAUUAUUGGGCCUUUAAAAAGCCUGUUGACAUGCCACCGUGUCCACUCUUUUCUUCAUUUGGACGAGCCAUACGCUAUCAUACAGGUUCCCUAGCAUUUGGAUCUUUAAUUCUUGCAAUCGUUCAAAUGAUUAGAGUUGUCCUGGAGUACUUGGACCAUAAACUUAAAGGUACCCAGAAUUCCUUCACUAAGUUCCUGCUGUGCUGCCUCAAAUGCUGUUUCUGGUGUUUGGAAAGGUUCAUAAAGUUUAUAAACAGAAAUGCCUAUAUCAUGAUUGCUAUAUAUGGUAAAAACUUCUGCACCUCAGCAAAGGAUGCUUUUUUUCUCUUGAUGAGGAAUGUCGUGAGAGUUGCCGUACUGGACAAAGUUACUGACUUCUUGUUAUUCCUGGGGAAGAUUCUUGUCGCUGGCAGUGUGGGUGUCCUAGCCUUCUUCUUCUUCACACGUAGAAUACCAUUAUUCACACAAGAAGCACCGUCAUUAAAUUAUUACUGGGUACCUCUGCUAACCGUCAUUAUUGGAUCUUACCUAGUUGCACAUGGGUUCUUCAGCGUCUAUGCAAUGUGUGUUGAUACCCUUUUCCUCUGUUUCUGUGAAGAUCUGGAAAGGAAUGAUGGAUCUGCAGCCAAACCCUACUUCAUGUCCCCUAAUCUGCACCGAAUUCUGGGCAAGAAGGAUCUGAGCCCCAAGAAGGCAAUUGGAUAAACUAGAAAAGCUUCCAACAGUGUCACGUUUUAAGUAGGACUUUUGUAAGCUAGGACAACUAAGCUUUGUAAAUGAUGCUUCUAAUUCAUGGGCAGCAUUUUGGCUUGUUUUUCCUCACUGGUGGGUAAUGCCAACCAAGUAGAAAAUAGUCCGAUGCCAGGAGCAGUUGUAAGGAGAAGUCCCAUUUUGAGGCGGUGGUCCCUCUGGAAGAGCAAGAUGUAAAUGUGAAGCGUUUUUUUAAAUCUAUAGCUGAUAGUGUUUUAAUAACUUUUAUAACUCCGUUGGCUGUUUCCCAUUACAGCACUUUUGAUAACAUUUCUUUUUAUAAAUGUAUAUUUGUAAAGGAUAUUCAGGCAAUUUUUGAAAGCACUGCAAAUGUAUAACCAAUUAGCCAUAAAAAGAUUGAUUUAUAGUGAACCAGCAGAUGGUACUAAAUUUGUAAAUAUGGUGCUAUGGUUGUAUUUAUACUGUAUAAGCUGACUGACAGCUCUUCAAACUGUGAUUAAACAUGUAUUAAUGGUUCCCUAGGAAAUACAUUUCAAUAUCCAAAUAAGUUACCCACCUCCAUUCUAAACAUGUACACUUCAGAUGCAGGUUCCCAGAGGGCAAAAUCCGGGAUUCAGGUUACAUUAGAACCUGCUCAGAGCGAAUCCCUGCUCAGCGAAACUCUGUUUAUAGCAAAGCAAAAAGGGAGGCCUCUUUUGUGGUCCUUGUGUCUCACACCACUGCUUUGAGAGUUGGAGUGAAGGCAAAAAGGAAUCGAACGCUUCUGCAGAAGAGUUUCCCUGGGCGUAAACCCCGAUUCCAAGCUGAAUUAUCACCAACACAGUUUUCCUUACUCCACCAGGCAUCAUGUUUAUCUUUUCCCAGGAGACCCAAGGUGUUUUCUCAUUAACACAUCUGAUUUCUUCGAUGUGAUAGUUCUGUAGUUCUGUCCUGCAUUGUACUGAGAUGGAUUUCAAGUCUAAGCUUUGGAAAGAGAAGCAGAAAAUGAAAUGUUUGGCCUUCCUCUUCUUCUCGCUUCUGACCACCUUCCCUACACCCUCCUCCCCCUACCUCCCAAGACUAUGGACCAUUGGCUCUGAAUCAGGUCUGCACUCUUCCAGUUUAUCCUUUCCCUCCCUGCCAUAGGGUUUGCUCUUGGGAAGCGUCCCCUCCUUCGAGGACCCUCUGGGACCGAUGGCUUGGGGCGAGAAACCACACCUGAAUCUUUUGCAUGGCAGUGCAAAGCAUGGAUUGGAGUCCACCAGUCUAACCCUAACCUUUUCCUUUUGUGUGAGUGUGUGUGUGUGUGUGUGUGUGUGUGUGUGUGUGUGUGUGUGUAUGUGUGUGUUGUGGGGAGGAGGUUUUUUUGCAGUGGAGGGGAGAACGGGGGGACAUGGCUGCCCAUGCAAACAUGGAAUUCAACUAGAAGCGUUAAGCUCACUAGCAUUCUCUUUAUUUUUUCCCUAAACUUAUUGAUGCGUGUAUUGUAGAUGUCAACAAAAAAAGGUACGCAGUAUUCUGGAUGUUGGGGAAUGGUUCUAUUUCCCAGGCAAAGCUUCUUCCAGGAAGAUAACCGGAAUUGCAUUGCUUUGGUAGUGUAAUGGCCCAUUUAGGGGUUACUGGAGGGCAGUGGGGCAUGAAACCUCCUCCUCCAGGCAAACAGGGCCUUAAAGGCUUCCAGGCCAUCCAGGCUUCCUGAAUGGUUGUGCUUUCUCUUCCAUUUCUCCAGACAGUGAAUGCUGAAUUGGGCAAUCUGUAGCCAUUCCUCUCUGGGAGCCUCAUCACCAUCUUGGGCUGUCACGUACAUGGCAGUUGGGGUUUGAGAUCAGGAUGGGUGAACUUCAGGCUACUUCCAUUAGUUUCUUCCUGGACUGUCAGCUCUUUACUGGUGGCUUCUCUCAUGGUAAUGAAGUGAUCCCUUUCCCUUUUUCCAUCAGGUUGAGAGGUAGAAAGGAGGAUCUCUCCACUCCAUAUCUGACUGGGAGAUUUUACUGUUCAAUAACAUUGGGGUGAACCUAUCUGAGUCCCUUCCCUUAGAGGCAGUAUGGCCUCAUGGAAAGAGCACGGGAGUCAGGAGACCUGGCUUCUAAUCUGGCUCUGCCAGUUGUCUGC